Messenger RNA from Impatiens glandulifera, 3040 nucleotides. Its product is annotated as boron transporter 1-like. The coding region runs from base 794 to 2932 and encodes 712 amino acids. Gene Ontology annotation, molecular function: solute:inorganic anion antiporter activity. NCBI's taxonomy places the organism in Eukaryota, Viridiplantae, Streptophyta, Magnoliopsida, Ericales, Balsaminaceae. The transcript has 12 exons. Gene Ontology annotation, cellular component: plasma membrane. The record is from RefSeq and is a predicted model, not a curated record. Gene Ontology annotation, biological process: monoatomic anion transport; transmembrane transport; monoatomic ion homeostasis.
GAAAUGUGACUCCAACAAUUUUUAAUAUUUUGUGAUGAGUAGUAGUUGAACAGUCUAUUUCUCUCAAGUGGGUUCUUUCUUAAAUAAUCUAAAGUUGAACGUUUUGUUUCUUAUUAUUGCCACUUUCACUUGCAUUUCUUCUCAAUCAGUCAUGGGUUUUCGCUAAUCGGUUGUUUACAGCAUUCUCUUCAUGCUCCAUUUCAUGUCUGGUUCGAUUCAAUGAACUCUCUUGUUUCUAGGAUGAUGGGUCUUCGCUAAAAAUCUCUGUGUGGGUUUUUGAGAUUUCCAUUUCUUCAUGUUAUUUUCAUUUCUGAAACUCGGACCAUGUAAAGUCCAUCUUUGCGUUCUUUCUUCUUUCUUGUUUUGGUUAAUGUUGUUUGUCAAACCAGCUGUUUCAUCUUAUGUAAGGAAAUAGGUGAAAUGGUGGGUAUCAGGCUUGUUCAAAUCAAACGUUAGUUUGAGAUCUUGGAUGAUGAUGAUGAUGGAAUUACUUCGUUAGCUCUACUCACCCAGUUCCAUUAAACAUUAAUGGGAUAUUAUAAGUAAUCAUACAAGUUUUACCCAAUUCUUAUUAGUCUUUCCUAACUCUAUUCUAUUCUAAUCUAAUCAUUUCAUUCAUUCUUUUUAAAUGUAAAAGUCUCUUAAAGAUCAUCAAACCAUGAUGAACCCCUUUUGGGUUCAAUACACAAUUGAUAGUCAAUUGUUCAUUACUGUCUUUCUUUAAAUCUUCCAUGUGUAUCUAGAAAAUCCUAUCGUGUUCAUUGAAUUCAAAAAGGAAAAGACAUUAGUUAGUAUGGAAGAAACUUUUGUUCCUUUUCGUGGUAUUAAAAACGAUCUGAAAGGAAGGUUAUUAUGCUACAAACAAGACUGGACUGGUGGAUUACGUGCUGGGAUCAGGAUUCUAGCUCCAACAACAUACAUAUUCUUUGCUUCUGCAAUUCCAGUUAUAUCCUUUGGGGAGCAACUUGAAAGAACAACAGAUGGAAGUAUUACUGCAGUCCAGACACUUGCAUCAACUUCAAUUUGUGGAAUUAUUCAUUCCAUUGUUGGAGGACAGCCACUUCUUAUACUCGGGGUUGCUGAGCCGACUGUUUUGAUGUAUACAUUCAUGUUCAACUUUGCUAAGGAUCGAAAAGAUUUGGGACAGAAAUUUUUCCUAGCAUGGACAGGAUGGGUUUGUGUCUGGACAGCGCUCUUGCUUUUCCUUUUCGCGGUUUUGGGUGCAUGCUCUAUAAUCAAUAGAUUUACGCGUUUGGCUGGCGAAUUAUUUGGCCUUUUGAUUGCCAUGCUUUUUAUGCAGCAGGCCAUUCGGGGAAUAGUCGAGGAGUUUGGAAUCCCACAAAGAGAAAAUCCUAAUCAGACUGCACUCGAGCCUUCAUGGCGUUUUGGAAAUGGAAUGUUCGCAAUGGUUCUUUCUUUUGGUCUUCUUUUCACAGCCUUAAGAAGCCGUAAGGCCAGGUCCUGGCGAUAUGGGACAGGUUGGCUUCGAGGAUUUAUUGCUGAUUAUGGUGUUCCACUUAUGGUUCUUGUUUGGACUGCUAUAUCUUAUGUACCGGUUAAUAGUGUUCCAAAAGGAAUUCCUAGGCGGCUUUUUAGUCCAAAUCCAUGGUCUCCUGGUGCAUACUCGAAUUGGACAGUCGUAAAGGAAAUGCUUAGUGUACCUCCAAUGUACAUUUUAGGAGCAUUUAUUCCAGCUACUAUGAUUGCGGUUCUUUACUAUUUUGAUCAUAGUGUCGCGUCUCAACUUGCUCAACAAAAAGAGUUCAAUCUGAAGAAACCACCUUCUUAUCAUUAUGAUCUCCUUCUAUUGGGAUUCCUGGUUAUAUUAUGUGGAUUAAUUGGAAUUCCUCCUUCUAAUGGAGUUAUUCCUCAAUCUCCAAUGCACACCAAGAGUUUAGCCACUCUGAAACAUCAGCUUUUACGUAACAAGCUUGUAUCGACGGCUAAGAAAAGUAUGAGAAGAAAUGCAAACCUCGGACAGCUUUAUCAGAACAUGCAAGACGCCUAUAAUGAAUUGCAGACUCCACUUGUUUAUCAAGUCCCUGCUUUAGGUUUGAGAGAGCUGAAAGAAACAACCCUUCUACGAGCGUCGAGUUCUGGCUACAUCGAUGCCCCGGUUGAUGAGACUGUGUUUGAUAUUCAUAAGGAUGUUGAUGAUCUUUUACCUGUUGAAGUAAAAGAACAAAGAUUAAGUAAUCUUCUUCAAGCUUUGAUGAUUGCUGCGUGUCUUCCCGCCAUGCCUAUUUUAAAAAAGAUCCCCACUUCGGUUCUAUGGGGAUAUUUCGCUUUCAUGGCAAUCGAAAGCUUGCCCGGAAAUCAAUUUUGGGAAAGAAUCUUGUUACUUUUCACUGCUCCAACUCGAAGAUACAAGGUGCUACGGGAGUAUCAUGCAACAUUCGUCGAAACAGUUCCAUUCACAGCCAUUGCGCUAUUCACGGUGUUUCAAACCGUUUACUUAUUGGGUUGUUUUGGCAUAACUUGGAUUCCAUUAGCGGGAGUGCUCUUCCCGUUGUUGAUCAUGCUUCUCGUACCCGUUCGUCAAUAUUUGCUACCGAAAUUCUUCAAAGGGGCACACCUUCAAGAUUUGGACGCUGCAGAAUACGAAGAAGCGCCAACUGCCAUGUCAUCAUCGUACAACAUGUCAGCCCAUGUUGUUGAUGGUGCGGAGAUUCUCGACGAGAUCAUAACUAGAAGUCGAGGUGAGAUUCGACAUCCUCAAAGUCCGAGAUUGGUUACAAGUUCAACCGAAGAAAAUGUGAAGAGGCCUCGGUUUGAAGGACAUGAUGGGGCGGAAUGUAGCUCGAAGCUAAAGAUGGAGAGAAGCCCAACAAUGCCCGAGAAAUUAGGAGUUGGCGUGAUAAAGAAAACUCCAAGUCCAAGGACGAGGCAAAUAGAAUUAGAGGCAAAGACCGAUAUGCUACCAAUAACGUAAACUCCUUUUCAAUUCAAUGUUUUUUUCUUCUUAUUAGAACUUUUAGUAUCGCAUCUCAUUUUGUUCGAGCUAGAAGUAAAAUGAGUAAAUGAAUGAGAUUGUCAUCAA